This is a messenger RNA of Fonsecaea multimorphosa CBS 102226, 540 nucleotides long. RefSeq lists its product as uncharacterized. NCBI's taxonomy places the organism in Eukaryota, Fungi, Ascomycota, Eurotiomycetes, Chaetothyriales, Herpotrichiellaceae. The record is from RefSeq and is a predicted model, not a curated record. The transcript has a single exon. The coding region runs from base 1 to 540 and encodes 179 amino acids.
AUGGAGCGCGAUCAGAGUGUGUUCGCCACGAAGGUGAGGGAGCAGAUCAAUAUCUGGUUCGAUGAGAAUAUCGACAAGCAGUUCGACGCGCGCUUCAGAAUGCGAUUCAACGAGGAGUUCGGAGAUGCACUCAAACCGCGAUUCGACGAGAUGGCAGCUCUUGUCCGGGAGAAGACGGUCGAGGAGGUCCGCACCAGAGUGUCCGACACUGUUGAGCGAAAGAUCGUCAGCCCGACACUGAACGAUAUAUUGGAAAGAACGAUCGCUCAGGUGCGCGCUGGUGAGAACAGCCCCUGCAACCCCAGCGCUUUGCCAUCUCCCAAGGCAGACGAGGGGGGGAGCGAUGAAGUGCUCAAUCAAUUCGAAGACGUACUCUACAAAAAUUGCUGCGAGGAAGUCAAGAGUGGGGGGAGAUUCGAAGCCAAAUUCAAAGCCGCAUUCGAAGCAGCAUUCAUUGAAGCGUUCCCUGAGAUCUUUGACGAGAAAUUUGACGAGGUUCGCGCCAGUGUCUUUGGGGCAGAUUCCCCUUUGUGUCCUUGA